AUCAGGUGACAGCCCGGAAGCAGCGGAAGCGGAUGAAGGAAGCGCGGCGGGGGCCGAGGGGGCGGUGCGGAGCUGCAGGAGCCUCGGCCUCCCCUCAGCCCCUGCGCGGCUCUAAUGCGGCGCCCGCGCUGACCCCCGAGCCCUGCCGCUCGCCGUCCUCCUGGGGAAUCACAGGGACGCUCCGCUGGCCGCCCUCGGCGGUUGAAGUCGCCUUGCGGGCUUGCGGCGGCCGCCCAUGGAGAAGGCCGGGUGGAGGGGCGAUGGCGUCCCCCGGGGGCCCGUACUGCACAUCGUGGUGGUCGGCUUUCACCACAAGAAGGGCUGCCAGGUUGAAUUCUCCUACCCGCCCCUGAUUCCAGGAGAUGGACACGACAGUCACACUCUACCUGAAGAAUGGAAGUAUUUACCCUUCCUUGCCUUGCCAGAUGGCGCACACAACUACCAGGAAGAUACUGUGUUUUUUCACUUGCCACCCAGAAGUGGAAAUGGAGCCACUGUGUAUGGCAUCUCUUGCUAUCGACAAAUUGAAGCCAAGGCAUUGAAAGUACGGCAAGCAGAUAUCACCAGAGAGACUGUUCAGAAAAGUGUCUGUGUUCUAAGCAAGCUGCCUCUCUAUGGCUUACUUCAAGCAAAACUUCAACUCAUUACACAUGCAUAUUUUGAAGAGAAAGAUUUUUCCCAAAUUUCCAUUCUAAAGGAGCUCUAUGAACAUAUGAAUAGUUCGUUGGGAGGAACUUCCUUAGAAGGAUCCCAGGUAUAUCUUGGUCUGUCUCCUCGAGAUCUUGUGCUUCAUUUUCGACACAAGGUCUUAAUCCUAUUUAAACUAAUUCUUCUUGAAAAAAAGGUUCUUUUUUAUAUUUCUCCAGUGAAUAAACUGGUGGGUGCCCUGAUGACUGUGUUAUCCCUUUUUCCAGGCAUGAUUGAACAUGGCCUCAGGGACUGUUCUCAGUACAGACCCCGAAAGAGUAUGUCUGAAGAUGUUGGGCUUCAGGAAAAUAAUCCCCCUGCAGACGAUUUUGUUUCCAUGCCUGCUUCGGACAUUUCAAACACCAACUUGGGAACAUUCAAGAAAAGCAUGACUGGAAAUCAUGGAGGAGACAUUGCCUUCAAGACUGAAGAACCUUUGGUCCGGGCAGAAGAUGACAGCAGCGAAGGACAGGAACUCAGUGAUUCCAAUCAGUAUUUGAAACCUCCUUCUCGCCCCUCUCCAGAGUCUUCAGAAAGUGACUGGGAGACCUUGGAUCCUAGCGUCCUAGAGGAUUCCUCCUUGAAAGAAAGAGAACAGGCAGGGUCAGAACAGAUAAACUCAUUUCCAAAGGACUCUUUGCCCUCAGACAGUCCUCCAAUUACUGUACAACCUCAAGCUAACACAGGCCAAGUGGUCCUGAUACCAGGGCUGAUUUCCGGUUUGGAAGAGGACCAGUAUGGCAUGCCCUUGGCCAUCUUCACAAAGGGAUAUCUAUGUUUGCCUUAUAUGGCAUUGCAGCAGCAUCAUCUUCUCUCUGAUGUCACCGUUCGGGGAUUUGUUGCUGGAGCUACUAACAUCCUUUUUCGACAACAGAAGCACCUCAGUGAUGCCAUUGUGGAAGUAGAAGAAGCUCUGAUCCAGAUCCAUGAUCCAGAACUCAGGAAGCUGCUGAACCCCACCACUGCGGACCUCAGGUUCGCAGAUUACCUAGUGCGACAUGUGACUGAGAACCGGGAUGAUGUCUUCCUCGACGGCACGGGCUGGGAGGGAGGUGACGAAUGGAUCCGAGCCCAGUUUGCAGUCUACAUCCACGCGCUGCUGGCUGCCACACUGCAGUUAGAUAAUGAAAAGAUGUUAUCAGACUAUGGGACGACCUUUGUUAUGGCCUGGAAGAACACUCACAACUACAGGGUCUGGAACAGCAACAAGCAUCCAGCACUUGCAGAAAUAAAUCCAAACCACCCUUUCCAAGGCCAGUAUUCGGUGUCAGACAUGAAGUUAAGAUUCUCACAUUCUGUUCAGAACAGUGAACGCGGCAAAAAAAUUGGAAACGUCAUGGUCACAACAAGCCGGAAUGUCGUACAGACAGGAAAAGCUGUUGGUAAGGCCAGUCGGUUGGUGGAGCUUUUUCCAGUGCAAAGACGGCUAUGUCUUCGUGGCUUUCUGCUUUCACCAAUUCUACCCCACAGAGUCUCACUGAACUGCCCGAUGGGAAGCCCUGAGCAUGCUGCCCAGAAGCUGCUGUCACUUCCUUAGGUUUGAGCACUCCCUGUCUGUCUGCUGUUCCAGCCUCUUCCUCUUCAUCGGCCGCGGGUCCACAGCAGGGGACCGAUACGUCAAACUGUUUACAUGAACGGUUGCCCUCUGUCUAAAUGAAUGUCUCGGGAUGCGGAAAAGAUGAAAUCACAGCCGUAGCAGGGAUGGCUUCCCAGGUUGGGGUUUAUAUUGACUACUUUUAUUUCAGUCUGAGCCUGAUUAAAACACAGUGGACCUUCUAAUGAAUUUUGAGUUCUGAUGUUAUACCUUUGUUUAAAAGUUUUUUUACUCAGUGUAAAAUUUGUUCUAUUGUUGCUGUUUGAAUAUCCAGAUGGUCACUGUAAUUUAUAUGUGCUAAAAAUAAGUUAUAUGACUAUCUUAAUUUCUCUGAGGUGGGCCCUAUAAUGUGCGUAUAAAGUUAAUGGGCCCUAUUAUCCACCCCUUUGUUAAUAUUUUGCUGAGUUAUAUGAUGAUCUCUUUUGUAUAUGGGUUUUCUACCCAUAAAACACAUUUUUCACUUCACUUCCUCCUGGAAAUGUACACGUCAGAGGUGGUAGUUCUGUGGAUGGAGGGUUCUUUGGAUUUUAUUUGGCCUUGCCUGCAGCUGGGAAUCAGACCGACACCACAGCAGUGACAACACUGGAUCUAACCCACUGAGCCAGCAGGGAGUGAGGUUGGAUUGUUUCGUUUCAUGUUUUUAGUUUUUUCUUUCCCAAUCCUGAGCACUUGUCUUGAGGUGUCCGGGAGUGUGCCUGUGCUUUCUUCUUCCUAGUUGUUCGAGUAGACGUGCAAAGAAAUAACUCAGUGAUGGUUACAGCGGUUAUUCUAGCAGUUUAACGAGAGUGUGUAUUUAGGGCAAGACCUAGGUUGGGAGUUCCUUUUGUGGCUCAGUGGUGUAUGAACCCAGCUAGUAUCCAUGAGGAUGUGAGUUCCAUUUCUGCCUCGCUCAGUGGGUUAAGGAUCCAACAUUGCCGUGAGCUAUGGUGUAGGUUGCAGGCUCGGCUCAGAUCCCGUGUGGCUGUGGCUGUGGCGUAGGCCAGCAGCUGCAGCUCCGGUUGGACCCCUAGCCUGGGAUCUUCCAUAUGUCACAUGUAUGGCUCUAAAAGAAGGGGGGGAAGACUUAGAUGUUAGUUCUGUCAACUCUAGUCACGUUGCAAUCUUUAGGGAUUUUUUUUGUUUUUGUUUUGUUUUGUUCAUUUUUGGCUAUCCCACAGCACAUGGAGCUCCUGGCCAGGGAUCAGAUCCAAGCCACAGUCGAGAUCUAAGCUGCAGCUGUGGCAACCCCGGAUCCUUAGCCCACUGUGCUGGGCUGGGGAACAGACCCGUGUCCUAGUGCUCCCAAGAUACCACCGAUCCCGUUGUGCUAUAGCAGGAGCUCCACGUUGCAGUCUUUUCACACAUUUUUUAACCCAGAGUUUGUGCCUUCAAUUUCUUCUUUUGAACGGUUUUCCAUUGGAUGUUUACAGACCUACAGGUUUUUCUUCAUCUUACUCUUCAUAAAGCUUUUCAAAGCACCCGGCCUUCCUGUUUCCUGUGAUGGAAAGGCCUCGUGUUAGCAGUCUCUGCCCCCUUCUAAAAGUAUUUGUGAGAGAAAAGCAAGAAGAUCUGUAAAUAUUAAAUAGAAAUCUCAUCCCUGCUCACUUUUAGAAAAGCAAGAGGAAAAACUACAGCCCUGACUUCGGUCAUGUUUUCAUGAAGCACACUUGGGUUCAUUUUUGAUGCUCACGUUUUUACACAGGCUCGGCUCUCAUUUGAUUUUUGAGGGGACUUUAGAUGAGUGUUCUCAGGGACUAGUUACAGGGGACUGACUACUUUUUAGUAAUAAAGGUUACUUGGAAGAUAUAGUUACAGGUGAUAUAAGGAGUAUUGAGAAAAGAAGCUUAAUUAGGGAGGGUGCUUGAUUAUAUUGGAUCCUCUAAGAAAUGUUUGUAUAGGAAGCACUACUAUGGCAUGUGAAAUGAAAUACAGAUAUAAAUAUCCAUAAAUUUCCUAAUUUGUGUUUUAACACAAGUCCUGUAAAUCUAAAAGUAGUAUACUUCCGUUCGAGUAUAAUAAGAAUUCAUUGAUAAAUUCAGGGGCUUAUUGGGAGAAUUCCAUUAAUUCCACUUCUGCUAGGAAAGUUAACUUUCUCAGGAAAUAUUAUUUGAAGAGAAAAAAGUAGUACCAAACAAAAUUUAAAAGGUACUUUAAUCAGUGUUGCACUGCUUCUAAUAUCCCAUUGUUUUGUGAGGCCACAUCAUUAUGGGAUAGAUUGUGAUAGUGUAUUGGUGUUCAGUUGUCACCUUCCGACCGCUGGGCGUUGGUGCUAAGAGCACUGGGAGGGUUCAGCCAUGCUGCUGGUUCAUCCUUUAGUUUGUAUAGUUGGUAUGAUUGGGGUGAACCUUUAUCGCUCACUGUGCAAAGCAGACCAGUCCAGUUUGGAAAUCCCACUGAAAUAAAAACAAUUGCAUGAGAUUUAACUUUGCAUUCAUAUCACCUACUAUCCAUAUCAAUAUAUACGUACCUUUAAUUGAUCUUUCUAUUCAUGUUUCUAGUUAAGAGCUCAACACUUAGAGUGGGCUUUCAGCGUAAAAUGAGUAUCUCAGAAGAUCAAUCUUUUGUCAAAGAAAUGGUCAAAAACCGUAAUAACAUCUCCUUCAGGUUCUGGGAGGUGUGUGCAUCUUCAGGGAGCGUGGGCUCUGAUGUUGUUGGUGGGGCCCCGGGCAGCCGGCACAGUGGAAGGCCUGGUACCUGGUCCUGGGAACCUACGUGUUUCAGGUUUGGAUUCCGGGUUCUAGUCCUGAAGCAGCAGCUUCCCUCGGGUCACUGGCUCUGUGAGCCGUUUGGCUGUCUUCGGACCCACCCUGGGAAAGGUUGGCUUUGGUUGCCCACACUAGCUUCAGAGCUUUUGUCUGAUACCUUGUGUGUGUGAAUAGGCCUUAGGGAGCUUGGUGGAGACCUGCUCCUGCCCAGGCAACUUAAAAACAGUGUUUGGGGAAGUCCCUGGCAUCUUUAAUUCCUCCUGGGCACUGCAAUGACGAUGAUGUAGGUAAGAGAAAAAGGGUUAGAGCUAGCCCGGGUGUCCAACGGGAAGAGGUGGCUAGAAAAAGGUGCAUGUCAAAGUGCAGCUCCGAGUCACUCUGCUUCUGCAUUUGCGCUGUGAAUAGUCUAUCCCCAAGUAAAUGCAUUAGUGAUGUACUAGCCCCCAGGCCCUGAAACAAUUCCUCUUUACUUUUUGCUUUAAGACGCACAGCAGCAAUAUCCUUGGGCAGCAAAUCAGAGCGUAUGACAUGAUUUCCUCAACCUCACCUUGCUCUCCAAGUCCUGUUUAUUAAGCAUUGAAUAAUCUACCUAGAAAGGUGAUGAGAAAACAAAUUAGGAAGGAAGAGAAGUUGCAAAGCUGAGAAACAAGGUUUUGAAAAUCUAAAUGAAAGUGUUUUGAGAGCAGUAUUUAAUACAAUACAGUUUAUAAGAAUCCUUUUACAGGAGUUCCCGUUGUGACUCAGCAGUAAUGAACCCAACUAGUAUCCAUGAGGAUGCAGCUUCGAUCCCUGGCCUUGCUCAGUGGGUUGAGGAUCUGGCAUUGCCAUGAGCUGCAGUGUAGCUCACAGAUGCAGCUCGCAUCCCACGUUGGCUGUGGCUGUGGCGUAGGCUGGCAACUGGAACUCCAAUUCAGCCCAUAGCCUGGAAACUUCGAUAUGCUGCAGGUGCAGCCCUAAAAAGGCCCAAAAAACCAGAAUUCUUUUACCAAGAAGUUAGGCUUUUUUCAUCUGCUGGUUUUCAGAUAAUGCUAUAACUUUAUCUCCCUGGCAGGCAGGUUUGUUUUGUGGAAGUUACAGCCAGAAGUCCUUUUCUCUGAGGCCUGGUGAUGAGUUCAGGAGCACCCAGCCCUGUAAGGGGCCAGUGGACUGAUCCUGAACCCCUGGAACUUUUAUCUGCUUCAGCAGUUUGGGAGAGUAGCCUGUUAGGAUGGUAGCCGUAAAUGUUGCCUGUGAUUUUAUCAGGGAGCUGUUGCAUGCUCUGACCAUUUGAGCAGAGGUGGCACGGCAUUCGUGGCCUUUGCACGCAGUUCUGUGGUAGCCUGUAAACACGAUAGAGGAUGCAGCCUUAGUUUCUGGAAGAUGAUCGUCAUUCCAGGGUGCCACUAGGAACUUUUUCCAUUCCAAGUCUUUGGACUUCAUAGCAUUGGAAUUGUUUUUUCAUAAUUCCCAACCGUCCCUAAAUAUUUGUCAAGGACAAAGACCAGGAAUGUGGAUCUUUAUUCUUCUCAUAUAAACAACUUUGUACACAGGACUUCAUGCUUUCAUAUAUGAAGGAGAAGAAACUAGCUCCCUCGUAUGGCAGCUCCAGAAUCAGAAGAUUGUGCACGUUUAAGGGGUUGAAUAUAUUUUGUAAAACUCUAAUGCGUUUGUAUUUCUGUGCUGUUCUAAAGAUUACCUUUUUACUUAUAUUAAUUAAAGAUAUAGAAAGUAUAUAUUUAAAUCAUGGAAAUGGGACACAACCUAGGGGUUUCUUUCUUCAAACUUAUUCUUCAUCAGCGUCUCCCACUCACAUAGUAUGCUGCUCAAAUUCUUUUGUGUGUGCAAUAUGAACAUAUGAACAUUUCAGUCAAGUACUGAGCCAGAAAAGGUAAUUGAAGUUUUUAGAAAACUUAAGUGCUUAGGAAGUAUUUUGUUCUCUUGAAAUAUGAAUAAUUUAUAGCUGGAAAAAUAGGAUCAAGACUUAAGUGUUUCUGACCACUUGGUCACUGGUUCCUAAGUUUAGGAAGCAUUUGAUUAACAAGUUGGUGAAGGCAUUUAGUAGUUACAGAAAUAGUUUAAAUACUUGAGGUUAAAACUUUCCACAAACGCUAUCUAAGAAAAUUGAGCUUAGAAAUCUUAGAAAGUUUUCUAAGGAUGCUUAGCUGUGGUACAUGUUUUGAUCAGAAAGAUAGUUUCUCUUUGCUCUAGUAGUUUUAUAAUUUGUACGAGGUCUUCAUUUCUGUUGUCAUUUGUUUUUUAAAAAAUGUUAAAAUUAUAAAUCACGUCUAAUCAUACUGAAUUGUAAAACUUGUACUGUAUCUUUAUUUUUAGGGAAAAUAAAAUAAAAUUAUCCUGUUUGUCCUGCA
This is a messenger RNA of Sus scrofa (pig), 7310 nucleotides long. RefSeq names its product AVL9 cell migration associated (gene AVL9). NCBI's taxonomy places the organism in Eukaryota, Metazoa, Chordata, Mammalia, Artiodactyla, Suidae. The record is from RefSeq and is a predicted model, not a curated record. Gene Ontology annotation, cellular component: cytoplasm.